AUGGCAGCACUCCCCAAACGAAUUCUUAAGGAGACUGAACGAUUAGUAAGUGAUCCAGUACCAGGAAUCACCGCAGUCCCAUCACAAGACAACCUUCGGCACUUUAACGUUACUAUCGACGGUCCAAGCCAGUCACCCUACGCCAACGGUAUUUUCCAAUUAGAGUUGUACUUACCUGACGACUAUCCCAUGUGUGCUCCCAAGGUUCGAUUCUUGACCAAGAUUUAUCAUCCAAACAUUGAUAAGUUGGGUCGUAUUUGUCUUGAUGUGUUGAAGGAUAACUGGUCGCCUGCGUUGCAGAUUAGGACAAUAUUGUUGAGUAUACAAGCGUUGUUGGGUGCUCCGAACCCUGACGAUCCUUUGGCUAAUGAUGUUGCUGAGGAUUGGAAAAAAGAUGAGAAGCAAGCUAUUAAAGUGGCACAGGAGUGGACAGAGAAGUAUGCAUCGAAGAAGGAAUAG
This is a messenger RNA of Lodderomyces theae, 459 nucleotides long. RefSeq names its product E2 ubiquitin-conjugating protein. Gene Ontology annotation, cellular component: nucleus. The record is from RefSeq and is a predicted model, not a curated record. Gene Ontology annotation, molecular function: ubiquitin conjugating enzyme activity. Lineage: Eukaryota; Fungi; Ascomycota; Pichiomycetes; Serinales; Debaryomycetaceae. The transcript has a single exon. Gene Ontology annotation, biological process: protein K63-linked ubiquitination; DNA damage tolerance. Bases 1 to 459 code for a protein of 152 amino acids.